This is a messenger RNA of Podarcis lilfordi (Lilford's wall lizard), 27639 nucleotides long. The record is from the annotation of a GenBank genome assembly. NCBI's taxonomy places the organism in Eukaryota, Metazoa, Chordata, Lepidosauria, Squamata, Lacertidae.
AGAGAAGAAGAUUCCAGCUCGGAGAGAGUUGCGCCUCCAAAUACAGGCUGCUUUAGAUCUCUCUCUUUCUUUCUCUCUCGCACGCGCCCAGUUCCUAACCCCACGCCACAAAACAUGCGCCCUGGGGACAGGUAAGGAUUUGCUUUGUUUGGUAAAGAACUGAAACGUUGCACCGUGAAGCUCUGUGGCAAGAGAGUUGGAGGAGGGAAGGAGGGAGGGAAGAGGGGGAGGAGGAGGAAUGCAGAGAGGUAGGACUAAGCAGCUCUGCUUUGUUCAAGCCACUGCUCGCCUUCUUUCCCUCUUGCAUGUUCCCACCGCUCAGGAAAACAACAGCGGAUGAAGUGGCUUGUUAAAUUGCAAACACUCGCAGGAACCUCCAGACUGGAAACUUAAGGAGCUGAGCUGACCAAGCGAACUAAAUCUACAUAGUAGCUCCUCCCUCGCUGUCCACCCGGCUGCUCCUGCCUGCAGCCCGCCUAGGAAACUUUUCUCCAAAAGCCGAUUCCUUGCAAACUUCACUGGAGAAUCUGAAGCGGCUAAGGGGAGGACUUGGGGGCUGCGUGACAGGAAGGGGAGUUGGUUUACUGGGAAGGGAAGCAGGGGCGCUGAGUUGGGGCAUGCUCGUUAUAAAGUAGCCUGUCACCAAAAAAAAAAAAAAAAGGAGGGGAGGAAGAGGAGAAAAGGCAUUGCUCCUUGUUCAGUUUUGAAACUGCCUGAGUAGAAAUUGCUAGCCAAAAUUUGCGGGGGGGGGGGGGGGAGAGGGAAGUUCGACAUUCCGCGGCCAGCAGGGCCCUGUGCAUCCUUCUCUUCGGAGGCAUCCGGGGUUCUUAGCCCUUGGAAAUCCAGGGGCAAUUUUCCAGAGAGGUUGUCGGGGGUUGUCAAGAGAGGCAUGUUACUAAUGCCAUUCUCUUCUAUGGUGUGAGAGAAAAGGUAGGGGAAGGCAGAAACUCAGUGUUAGGGCAUCUGCACUGCAUGCAGAAAACCGAAGGUUCAAUCUUUGCCAUCUCCAGGAAGGGCAAAAAACGACCCUUGUCUGAAACCCACGCCAAUCUGUGUAGACCAGUGUUUCCCAAACUUGGAUCUCCAGCUGUUUUUGAAUGACAAUCCCCAUCAUCCCUGACCACGGGUCCUGCUAGCUAGGGAAGAUGGGAGUUGUAGUCCAAAAAAAUUGAGGUGAGACUCUUCGCUCUUAAUCAGGGACGAUGGGAGCCGUAACCCAACAACUUAUGGGGAACUGAAGAUUGAGAAACACUCAUGUGGACAAUACUGAGUGAGAUGGACUGAUAGUCUGACAGCAUAAGGCAGCUUCCUGUAAUUCUGUUUAAGCAGCUUCCUGUAAUUCUGUUUAAGCACCACCAAUGAUGCUUUACAAUGUGGCUUGCCGCCUUGCUUCUGACAGGGCCCCUGGGACUUCAGAAGCUGCAAGCAAAUUUAUUUGUCUAUUAAUAUUUAUUAGAUUUAUAUACCACUCAAAAGAUCUCAAGGUUGUUCACAACAUAGAAAUACAAGAUAAAAGCACAAAUAAAUAGUUAAAACAGAAACAACAAAACAACAACCCCCUCCUCCCCACACACAUUUAAAAGGCUUUAGAAUGUUAAUCAGCCAAGGGCCUGGUUGAAGAUUACAUCAACCUGUACAUUUUGCCCCUUUCAUUCAUAGGCAAGUUAAACAUGGUAAGGCGAGUGAUAACAGCCCUGCAACAUCAGUAGCUCUGCCCCAACAGGAGGUGACCUGAGAAAGCGCUCUCUGUGUGCGCAGGUAAACAGCAAGUGCUUGAGAAGUGCACUCCCAGCACAAAGCAGAUUAUAACCAUUGCAGCAGAAUGUGCUUCAGGUGGGCAAAUAGUGUGGGACACUGGGACAGCAUGGGGAGGACAUUGUGUGUACAGCACCCCUAAAAGGCACAUGCAUCCGGCACGGAAUGCACAUUAUUAUGCAGGCUGUACAUGCCCCAGGAGUCCUAUGGCACCUAAAAGACCAACACAUUUAUUAUGCCACUUCCUUUUGUUAACUACAGUCCACUUCAUCAGAUACAUGAAGUGUUAUCCUGAGGUUUUGGUAUGGGGGGGUGGGGCAGGUAGAGGGAACUUGUUAAAAGUGAAGUCAGAGGGAAAUGAAAAGCGGAAAAGUACAGAGAGUAAUAAUUCCAUAUUUAAUAGUGGGACUUCACAAAUAGUUAUUGAGGGCACAGGCACCAUGCUUUGUAAAGCAGUUAACAUCUCUAAUAUGCUAAAAUCCUUUGUCUCGGUUCAGCCCACAAGUGAUAGCAUCAAACCCUUUCAUUCAAUUCAGUGGUUUCAUAUUGCAGUCUCCCUUUGAAUUUCCCUUGCUGCAGGAUGGCUACUUUAAGGUAAUUUACAGAGUAUUCUGGUAGGUUGAACUGUCCCACCACUGGUUUUUGAAUAUUGCCACUUCAAAUGUCAGACUGGUGUCCAUUUAGUCUUUCAUAUUUAGACUGGCCUGUUUGUCCUGUGUAGAAUGCAGAGCAGCUUUGCUGGCAGAUGAGAACACAUGUUAUCACCUAGUUGUUCAUUGUGAUCCUUGUUUGCUCAUACUGGAGCUGCAAACAAAUACAUACAAAGCCAAGAAUGAAUAUUUAACCACUUGGAGCGUGCUGCUUAGCUAUGGUAUAUUUGUGCUACUGUGAGGGAAACUUUGGAGUCCUGUUACCAUCAUGCCAGGACACACCUAGUAACACACCGUUGCACAACACAACUGUCUGUUGUGAAUAAGCAAGGGGUCCAGAUCUAUCAGAACAGCAUUUCUAUACUGGAAAAAUGGUAUGUAUCAUUUUACAGCACUUUCCCCUAGAGGCUACUAUCCUAUGCACACAUUCCUGGAAGUAAAUCCCAUUGAGCAUAAUAGAACUUUCUUUUGAAUAAGCAUGUCUAGGAUUACAUUGUAAGCGGUUUUGUAAUUGUGGCAAUUAAAUGUUGAAAGCAAAUUGUUAUAAUAAGAGUACCAUAUCAGAUGUCCUCAUUUUUUCAGUCCUCAGAGCUGAAAGCUCAGUGACUCUCGUGCAUUUUCUAUUUGAGUAGGAAUCAACACAACUCAAAUUAUAGUUGUUUGAGUACAUGAGUACAGGAAUGUUUUUUAUAUGGAAGCUGGAACCCUCGCCUGUAUUCUUGAUAAGCCUAUAUUGAGAGCCAACUUUGAAUUUAAUAGCGAAUGAAUCAAACAUUUCAGCUAUAAACAGCAGUCACCUUGAUUUGCUCACCUAUUCAUCUUGCUAUUUUCUUCACUUAUUUGAAAUCUUAGUAGUUGUUUCUAAUCUGUGGUUGUUUAACCAUCUAGUAUGGUAAUAAGUAAAGUGAUAUAGAAACAUAGAAUUGUAGAGUUGGAGGGCACCAUGAGGGUCAUCUAGUUCAACCCCCAAUGCAGGAAUCUUUUGUCCAACAUGGAGCUUGAAUCCAUGACCUUGAGAUUCAGGGUCUCCUGCCCCACCGACUGAGUUCUCCCAUGUGCCCGAGGACUGAGUAGAAUAAUAUAAAAGGAAAUCAGUUUUGCAGGCUACGCAGAAAAGGGCAGCCAAAAUGAUCAAGAGGAUGGAGCAACUUUCCUAUCAGGAAAGGUUGCCCCAUUUUGGGACUUUUUAGUCUAGACCAGUGGUUCUCAACCUGUGGGUCCCCAGAUGUUGUUGGACUACAACUCCCAUCAUCCCUAGGGAGUUGUAGUCCAACAACGUCUGGGGACCCACAGGUUGAGAACCACUGGUCUAGAUGAAGGGCAGGGAAGAGGUGACAUGAUAGAAAUCAAUGGCAUGGAGAAAGUGGAUAGAGAAAAGGUCGUUUCCCCUUCUAUCAUAACGCAAGAACUCACAAACAUCUAAUGAAUCAGAAUGUUGGAUAAUUCGGGAUGGAUAAAAGGAAGAACUUAUUUAUGCGGAACAUAGUUAAACUAUCGAAGUCCCUCCGUCAGGAGGCAGUGAUGGCGACCAACUAGAAUGGCUUUAAAAGAGCAUUAGACAUAGACUACCAGUCGCUAUCAGCCAUGAUGGCUGUGCUCUGUCUCCAGGGUCAGAAGCAGUAAUGCUUCUGGAUAGCUAUUGCUGGGAACCGCAGGAGUGAAGAGGGUUCUUGUGUUCAGGUCCUGCUUGAGACAUUCCCAUGGGGAUCUGUUUGGCCACUGAGAAUAGGAUGUGAACUAGAUGGGCCAUUAGCCAGAUUCAGCAGGCUCUUCUUACAUUCGUAUAUGUUUUGGGUCUGCUUCAAGUACACAAGUACAGCUCCCAUUUUUUUCCAGCCUUAAUUCAUCUUGUAUCCUUUUCAUUGCCCAGCCUUUCGCUGCUAAUAUUUACUACCCACCACAACUGUCUGCACACCGUCAUUAUUGGACAGGUAUGCCAGGCUCCACAUUUCCUGUGAACUUUCCAAGCAGCAGCCAUCUCUUGGGCAGCAUGCUCGCCGGUCCGAGCAUGGUCCCCGCCUUUAAAUUCCAGUUGCGGCGAGACACGAUCGACUGGAGGCGGUUCAGUGCCAUCGAUGUGGAGCGGGUCGCUCGUGAGCUGGACCUUGCCACUCUGCAGGAGAACAUCAACAGCAUCACCUUUUGCAACCUCGAUGCAGAAAAGUGCCCCUACUGUCAGCAGCCAGUUGACCCUGUGCUCUUGAAAGUCUUCAAGAUGGCCCAGCUGACCAUCGAGUACCUGCUGCACUCUCAGGAGUACUUGAGCAUGAGCCUGGCCCUUCAGGAAGAGCAACACCAAGCGACCCUGGAAGACCUCAAACGUGUCAAGCAGGACUGGGAUAAGCAAGCAGAAGAGCUGAAGGGUGUCAAGGAAGAGAGCAGGAGGCGUAAAAAGAUGAUUGCCACGCAGCAAUUGCUCUUGCAAGCUGGGGCCAAUAACUACCACAAGGUGAGUGAUAUGGCUGCAUGCUUUCUGUGCAGCUUUCAUAAUUGUAAGCAGGGCUAGCUGAUAUCUAGUAUUCAACAUUGUGGUAUAUCAGCAGCUAAAUACCAUGAUACGUUGAUAUAUCAUGAUGUCUGGAAUGUAACUCGGAUGCUUCUUCCUCCCAUCACCCAGUCCUAACAACAACAACAAUAACAACAACAACAAUUUAUUUAUACCCCGCCCAUCUGGCUGGGUUUCCCCAGCCACUCUGGGCAGCUCCCAACGGAAUAUUAAAAACACGAUAAAACAUCAAACAUUAAAAACUUCCCUAAACAGGGAGACCUUCAGAUGUCUUCUAAAAGUCAGAUAGUUGUUUAUUUCCUUGGCAUCCAAUGGGAGGCUGUUCCACAGGGCGGGCAUCACUACCGAGAAGGCCCUCUGCCUGGUUCCCUGUAGCUUCACUUCUCUUAGUGAGGGAACCUCCAGAAGGCCCUCGGAGCUGGACCUCAGUGUCCUGGCUGAACGAUGGGAGCAAGCCCCAAUACCUCUGUGGCUUAUGUUAGCCAGAAGGGCAGGGGCUUCAUUAAACUGUUCAGCUGGGGGCAGGAAGCCUCCUGCCUCCAGCUGAACUAGCCCCCAUACUGCUCUGGCUCAUGUGAGCCGGAGAAGCGGGCUUCCUCAAAGGCACAGGCAGAUGGAGGUGGAGAAAGUGCUUGCCCAGAACCAUUUUGAGCUCUGUCUGCCUGUCUCUCUGUGCCUUUGCUGUCUGCAGGCAAAUUGAGCUGGGAAUACAUUAUGGCUCCCUGGCCAGCACAAUGUAUCACCCGCUCAAAAUGUCUGAAACCGGUAUUGCUAUCAGAACGCCAUACCAGUUUCAUACAAUUUACCAGUAUAUCACCCAGCCCUAGUUGUAAAUAGGGACACACAUGGGUACUUAGGACAGCCUUGCUCUCACAGUAAGGAUCCAUUGCCUCCCCGCCACAUCCUAACUAUAAUGCCAUGCUAUAGGAAGUAUUUGAGCAUAUGUGUAUUAUUGGGAUAGACAGCUAUUGGUGGGAUGGAAGGGAAGCUAGUAGACUUUUCUGUGUGCAUAUAUAUAUGCACAUGGGCAGAACAUGCCAUGUGUCACACCAGCAGUGGCUGAUUAUAACAGUGGCACAGCCACCACUGCAUCAGCAACCCUGCUGCUCAUGCCAGCAAGGGUAGGUGGUGGGGCAAAAAUGCACUUUUGCUAUACCAGCUCCCAGACUAGGGCAGCAAAUGGGCCCAGACUGGGCCAAUUCCCGUCAGUUGACAGCAACAGGGCCACCUCUACCCCCUUCUCUUUCCCAGAAUGUGCUCCUACAUGAGGAUGCACAGACUGCUCCCAGCAGGGAUACUGCCGGUGCUAAAGGUAAAGGUAAAGGUACCCCUGCCCAUACGGGCCAGUCGUGUCCGACUCUAGGGUUGUGCGCCCAUCUCACUUAAGAGGCCGGGGGCCAGCGCUGUCCGGAGACACUUCCGGGUCACGUGGCCAGCGUGACAAAGCUCCUCUGGCGAGCCAGCACCAGCGCAGCACAUGGAAACGCUGUUUACCUUCCAGCUAUAAAGCGGUACCUUUUUAUCUACUUGCACUUAAGGGUGCUUUCGAACUGCUAGGUGGGCAGGAGCUGGGACUGAAAGACGGGAGCUCACCCCGCCGCAGGGAUUUGAACCGCCAACCAUGCGAUCGGCAAGUCCUAGGCACUGAGGUUUUACCCACAGUGCCACCUGCGUCCCUGCCGGUGGUAGCUUCCACCUAUUUGCUGUUUGGGUGGGUGCAUUGAGUGGAAAGUAGGAAAAGACCUUGAAGGUGGAGCUGAGCCCAAACUUCUCAGAUGGCAUUUCCCUGAGAAAAAAAUGCCUGAGAUGUUUCUUUUUGCCAUCCCAUCAGCCUGAUUUAGUUUUACUUUUUUUUCCAGCAGAAUUUUCUCCAGAUAUUCUCCUCCUUUUCGUUCUGGUGGCCACCCUUAGCCCCACAAUGCUCCAGGAUGAUGUUAGAUCCAGGGGACUGAUGGAGAUGUAAAAUGGUGCCCAUUCUGUCAAUGCUGCUGCUGCUAACAUUUGCAGUGGCAGCAAAAAGAGAAAGGGAAACUUUGUAGGUGGUGGGUGGAGAUAAGGUACUGGAGAUACUGGAGAAAUUUGGUGAAAUGAGCCUGCAAGUUUCUGUGCCCGCAAACACAGUGGAGGAUUUGGAGAGAUCGCCUGAGCACUGUUGUACCACAGGUCAUCUCGUCCAACCCCUCUGUUCAGUGCAGGAUUUACAAUGCAGGAUGCAACUACAGCAUCCCUGACCGUUUCUGCUUAAAUACCUUCUGUUUUCUGAGGACUGUCCUUGGUAAAUAGGGACAGCUGGAGCAUACGGAGCUGCAUUAUCCACUGUGGAUUUUCAGUCAGCAGCCUGUCAAGGAAAUGUGAAUGAUCUUUGUUUUUCUUCCAGCUCAUCUGCCUGAUUGUGGUUGCAGAAGCAAAGAUAGAUUAGCAAACAUUGGGUGUGGAGGAGGUUACAGCUGUCUGGGUGUUAGUACUUCAGCAGCCAUUCACAAACAGCCCAUGAUUCAGAUUUAGUUUGAGCAUCUGGUCCUGCAUUAAGCUUGGAGUUGGCCUAGUGGAAUGCUUUGUUCCUCCUCUGGAUUUUUAGAUCUAUGUCAGGGGUCAGCAACCUUUUUCAGCCAUGUCCACCGUCCCUCAGACCUUGUGGGGGGGGGGGCGGACUAUAUUUUGAAGGAAAAAAAUGAACCAAUUCCUAUGUCCCACAAAUAACCCAGAGAUGCAUUUUAAAUAAAAGGACACAUUCUACUCAUGUAAAAACAUGCUGAUUCCUGGACCGUCCGUGGGCCGGUUUGAGAAGGCGAUUGGGCCACAUCUGGCCCCCAGGCCUUAGGUUGCCUAACCCUCGUCUAUGUGAUAGCUGUCAAGGUUGUAAAGAAGGACACUCAUGGACACAUAGGCCAAACUCACACCAUGCUUUUAAAGCACCAUGAUACGACUUUAAACAGUCAUGGCUUCCCCCAAAGAAUUCUGAGAGCUGUUGCUUGUUAAGGUGCUGAGAGUUAUUGGGGAACCCCUAUUUCACCUCCAUGGUUUUCUGUUUCUCGGGGUGAUUUUACAGUCAAUCCCUCUUCCCAAGGCUCUCUGGGAAUUGUGUGGGGAAUAUGGAUCUCCUAACAACUCUCAGCACCCCUAGUAAACCACAGCAUCUUGAAUUCUUUGGGAAGCCAUGAAUGUUUAAAGUGGUGUCAUAGUGCUUUCAAUGUGUGCUUUGAAUGUGGUCCUGGUUUGUUUGGCUUAGCAUGUGGUCUAAAUCCAGAAUCGUGAUUCAGCUUUCUUCUCCUUGACCUAUUGCCAAAGUUUGUCCUGCAGUUGCAUGGUUGUGAAGGAGGCAUCUUCACCCUGAUCCCUGGUCUGAGUGACAGGCUAAGCAAAACUCUGGCUUAGGUGUCCUCCCAGGCUAACUUGAAAGCCUGGGGGAGAGGGAGAGCAGUGUGAGUUCCUAGCUGGGAGCCAACACAUUCAUGCGGACAUGAUGAGCCACCUUCUGGCUUACCUUGAUGUGUCAACCAAGCCAGCGUGUGACCUAUCUAUCCUUUUCUUUGUCUUUCUCCAGUGCCAAUUCUGUGACAAGACCUUCAUGAACUACUCGUUUCUUCAAGCCCACAUGCUGCGCAGACACCCAGAGGUCACUGCAGCAGGUGAGCAUAGAGGGUUAUUUCAUUAUGUACUGCUUCGUAUUUCAAGACUAAUAAUAAUUGCUAAUUGGUUUACAGUGUCUUAAAAAUAUCACAAAUACAAAAAGAAACCAGCAAUACCCCCCCUUUUUAGCAGCACAGAAGAAAAGAAUUAUAUAUGUCUUAAAACAUCAGUAUAAACAAGCAUUAACAUAUGGGGACCAUAAUAACUAAUAGCAGAUCCGAAAUACAGAGGGCAUUGUUAUUCGGUGUGCUUGUUCCUUCAGCACAAGGACUUUCAGCUGUGCAGUGGAACUUCCCCUCCCCCUCCCCACAGGACAGCCUGUGUGCCCUCUAAAUCUGUUCUGGGAGUUCCCCAAUGCUCCAGAGCACAUUUGGGGAAUGUGCAGAGCACACACAUGAAGAGAAUGUCAUAGAAAAUCUACGCAAUAUUGAUCCAGAGCAGAAUUCCAACAUAUAGCUAGCAGAGUGAAAACUUAAACACAUUGCAGGAUUCUCCAAAAAUAAACCAGAGGCAAUUAAUAGUUCAUGCAGCAGAGCUUUACUGCUACUGAAGACAAAUGAGCAUAACGGUUCCAAAUCCAAUACAUUCAGGAUUGGCACCAUCCAUAAGAAAUCCAGUUGCAGCAGACUUAACUUAAACUUACAAUAACUUCUACAGUCAUAACUCAUGUUGCGUCGUUUCGGCUUGCGAACACAGCAAACCCGGAAGUGUAUACUUCCAGGUUUCACCGUUCAUGUGUGCGCAGAAGCAUUUUGCGUGCUUCACACAUGCACAGAAGCGCUCAAUCAUGCUCCGCGCUUGCGCAGAAGCGCCGCUCUAGUUGCUGACUUUUUGGGGUGUGAACGGCACCCCGGAACAGAUCGUGUCCACAACUAGAGGUACCACUGUAAUAAGUCUAAACCUUAAUACUAUAUACAGAACACCACACCAGAAGAAAGAGAGAUAGAAAGAGAAAGUGAAAUCCAGGCUGGUUCUGGCCUUAUUUUUAUAGUCAUCAUGACCUUGGCAGAAGAGAUAACAGAACCAAUUUAAGCCAGCUGUUCUCAGUUUCUUUGAAGGCAGUGCUUUUUUUCUUUAAAUGUUUAGGGGUACUCUCAUUUUCCUACUCAUAUUGAAAUACUGCCCCUCAAUGAGGCCAAACUUAGAUUCACAAAACGUUUAAGGGUAUUCGUAUCCCUGCCCCCCCCCGAAAAAAGCACCGUCUGAAGGAAUAACCCAAACAUCAUGAACCUUCUGCUUGUUUCUUUCACACAGAGAAGCUUCCAGAGACCACUUGAAUUAAUUAGAAUAGGAAAGAUCGCUACCCAUCAGAUCAAUAGUUUCUGUACUAAGAAAUGCAAACUGACAGAGAAGGGGGGAAAAGUUGUGUUGCACAAACAGAAAUCUUUGCACUGAUGAAACAAGUGCAUUUUACUUCAUAUUUUUCCCCAUUCUCUUUUCCUUGUCCUUGUUAAAUUUAAUAACUAAUUAACUAACUAACACAUAGAGACCCUUUGUUUUCCAGAUUGCCUAGAGCAGGGGUAGUGAAUGCAGUGCCCCUGCCCAAAUUUAUUUUGCUGGGCUCAAACACACAUCAGCUCCAUUUAGCAUGGCCAGUAGUCAAGGGUGAUGGAUGUUACAGUUCAUUUGCAGGACAGCACAGUUACUGCCCCUGAUCUGAAGUGUUAUUUGAGACCAUCAGGGGCCCAUUGGAUCAAUCAAACUGUAAAAACAUUUCAUUUUUGAGUGCCUCUCUCCAUAUACAGGUUGAUACCCAGUAGUUUGUUACUAAUUAAGCAUUCAGGCAUUUUCUUUCCCUUAACUCAUGGGUAGAAAAUCUGGAGAGAUUUCCUUUUACAUUAAAAGUUCAUUAUAAUGAAACAAACUGUUUAGCUUGCCCAUUAUCUACAAAUAAGGGGCUCAGUAGCUAUCAUUUUUUUUCUGAAUGAUUUCACAUAUAAACUGAUUCUGAGCCAUACUGGCAACAUCAGAAAUUAAUGUACUUACAUCCAGCAUUUUGGAAAAUGUUAAGAUGUCAUUCUGCAAAUCUGGAUACAAUCAUGCAACUAUAACUGCCCCACCUCAGAAGGGUAUACUUCAUACUCACAUAAUUAUAAGGUUAGCCAUAAAGCAUAUAGAUUAAAACAUGACAAAUACAUUUUGUUCAAAUUGAUUUACCUCACCAAAUAAUAUGCAUGAGAUUCUCUGAGGUAUAGCUUUGGAUUUAUGACUGGGAACAAAAUUCUUCUAGGAAGCCUAAGAAAACUGCAAAAUAUACCACACACAUACUAUUGAGGUGGCAAAGGAAGUUCACAAAAUGAGAGGAAAACAAAAUCCACAAACCUAGAGGAAAUUCAGCUCUGGGCAUGGUUUUGUCCAGCAGAGGGCAGUGGUUCCGUUAUAAUUUAUGAUGACAAUCCAUUAUAGAGCUAGCUGUCUGGUGUGCUUUGAAAUCAACGGGCCUAAACACAUUUACUACUGGAUUGAAAUGUGGUCCAUGUUAAUUCACUUGUGUCAAAUAUUAUUUUCCUGACAUACAAAGCAAUGUUUUAAGUAAAAAAUAAAUGAAAAAUAGAGUUUCAGACUGGGAAAACCAAGCCAGAUGGGCGGAGUAUUAUAUAUUAUUAUUAUUACUAAUAAUACUACUAUUAUUAUCAUUACCAUCAUCAUAAGUGCUUUUUCUGGGGAAUGCGGGAGUAUGCAUACUCCUAAUCAUUUUGUGAAUCUAAGGUUGGCCUCAUUAAGGGGCAGUAUUUCAAUAUGGGUAGGAAAAUGAGAGUACCCCUAAACAUUUUUUUUCAAAAAACCACUGAUCAUCAUCAUCAUCAUCAUCAUCUUACAUUCCUGGGUACCUUCCUAUACACAAUUCAAAAUGUUUGCAAUUGCCACCAUAACUGUGCCUUUUUCUGAAUGAACUUUAUAGAGCAGGAGAAGAAGAAACAAGUGGUACAAAUGGAAAGUGAGAUUGAAGAACUGAAGGUCAAACUGAAGGAGACCCAUGCCCAACUGGAGGCUGAGAGCCAAAGCAGGGCUCAGGUAUGAACUCACAAAAGCCAAAGCCCUCAUAGCUUGCUGAAUUACAACCAUCUGUUUGUAGCCAAAGUGAAAGCAGUGCAUGCAAAACUCUUGAUAAUGUACUUUUGCACCACGGCAGCUGGAAGGGAAGAGGCUUGUUGUUUAUUUGUUUGUUUGUUAUAUUUGAGUCCCAUUUUUGCAUUUUGAAAGUAGUGACUCAAAGUGAUUUACACAGUAAAAAGUAAAAUAACAAAGACAUUCAAAUCAGAUUAAAAACAGCAAUGAACAAAACCUUUUUUUAAAAAAAAAAUACCCAUCUGACAAAAUUUCUUCUGCUCCAGUAAAAAUAAAUCCAAAGGUGAGUUGCCUCCAUUGCAGAAACAUGCACGCUAUGAAGGUGUGAGGGGACCCUUCAGGCAAACAUUUGCAGGCACAUGGAAGUCCUUCAGAACAAUACCAGUCAUCUCAGAUAAUCUCUUGGCCUGGGUAUCUGCUGUUCAGCGGUGUGGCCAAUAAACCAGUGGAAAGGAAUUCCUUGUGAGCCUCACGUAUAUCAGGUAAUGGCUGUAGCUCAAUGGCAGAGCAUCUCCCUUGCAAGCAGAAGACCCCAAUCCCUUCUAGAUCUGUCAGCAGCCUUCGACAUGGUUGAUCACGAACUCCUGGACCACCGCCUUGCCGACGUGGGGAUCCAGGGCACAGUCCUUCAAUGGCUGCGCUCGUUUCUCUCCGGUCGGGGACAGAGGGUGGCGCUUGGGGGAAUUGUCAUCCCGCCACUCCUUGGUGUGUGGAGUGCCUCAGGGUGCGAUACUCUCCCCAAUGCUUUUAACAUCUUUAUGCGCCCCUCGCCCAGCUUGUCCGGAGUUUUGGGCUGGGUUGCCAUCAGUAUGCCGAUGACACCCAACUCUAUCUGUUGAUGGAUGGCCAUCCUGACUCGGCCCCAGACACACUGACCAGAUGUUUGGAAGCUGUGGCUGGAUGGUUACGCGGAAGCCGGUUGAAGUUAAAUCCUUCGAAGACAGAGGUCCUCUGGCUGGGACGGGACGAUAUGGGAUUGAGGGGCAACUCCCAUCUCUUGCGGGGGGUGCAAUUAGUGCCAGCACCAUCCGUUAAGAGUUUGGGUGUAAUCUUCGAUACCUCCCUCUCUAUGGAGGCGCAGAUUACAGCUAUAACAAAGGCGGCAUUUUUUCAUCUCCGCCAAGCUAAGCAGUUGGCCCCUUAUCUCUCUCGCCCUGACCUAGCCACUGUGAUCCACGCGACGGUCACCUCCAGACUGGAUUAUUGUAACUCGCUCUACGUGGGGCUGCCCUUGAGACUGACCCAGAAACUCCAGCGGGUGCAGAAUGCCGCGGCGAGACUCCUUAUGGGGUCUUCGCUGCGAGAUCACAUUCAUCCGGUACUAUACCAGCUGCACUGGCUCCCGGUGGAGUACAGGAUCAGGUUUAAGGUGCUGGUUUUAACCUUUAAAGCCCUAUACGGCCUAGGACCCUCGUACCUACGGGACCGCCUCUCCUGGUAUGCCCCACAGAGGAACCUACGGUCUGCAAAUAAAAACAUCCUGAAGGUCCCAGGCCUCAGAGAGGUUAGGCUGGCCUCAACUAGAGCCAGGGCUUUCUCGGCUGCGGCUCCAAUCUGGUGGAACGCUCUGUCACAAGAGACUAGGGCCCUGCGGGACCUGACAUCUUUCCGCAAGGCCUGCAAGACAGAGUUGUUCCACCAGGCUUUUGGUCAGGGCCCAGCCUGACUCCCACCUCCGGCAACCUGCACAGAACUUUGCUCAACGGUUGCCAUUAAUUUGAUUUUAAUUAAUUUUUAUAAUGAAAUGUUUUAGAAUGUUGGAUUAUUUAAUUGUUUGAUUAUUUAUUUGUUGUUAGCCACCCUGAGCCUGGCUUUGGCUGGGGAGGGCGGGAUAUAAAUAAAAUUUAUUAUUAUUAUUAUUAUUAUCCCUAGUGUCCAAUCCCUAGUGUCUCCAGGUGGGGAAAUCUUCUACCUGAAACCAUGACCAGUCAGAGUCUAUUGAGCUAGAUGGACCAUCUGCCUCAGUAUAAGAUAGCUUCCUAUGUUCCUGUGUGCAACAGUCAUACACCUUGAACUCAGCUUUGACUAGACAUAAUAAGAUUGUACUUUUAAUAUAUUUGAUAGGGCAACUUGUCUGCACAGGUCAUUGCCACUCCAUUCAUCCCCCUCCCACUGUUGCAUGCUAUUGGUUGUUGCCAUGUUGAAUAUCCAGCUUAAAUUAGCUGGGCAAGAAUUGGACCAUCCUGCCCUUUGCUUGGAGUAUUUCCACUUCCGUUUGAAUGACUGGGAUUUCUGGAAACUGCUGUCAAAUCAUUCCAUAGCCACAACUUUUUGUCUUUUCUAACCAGCUUAUUUCCAGCUUUAGAUCUUGUUGUUUCGUUGAUAGGAAGCAGAGCACAUGAGGCAAAGAGAAGAGGAAAGCAGAAGAAAAUUUGAGAGAUGGAAGGAGGAAGAGAGGGUAAAGUUUCAAAGGGAGAUGGAAGACCUCCGGCACCUGUUCCUCACCGAAUUCAAGGACAUUGCCAGCAAAAAUUCCGCCUUGGAGGGGGUAAGGCGAAUGCACAACUUUCUCUUUUCCUUGAACAUUCAGGGCAGUCACAGCCUUCAAUAAACAGGCAUGCUGCUUUUAAAUAUUACCACAAAAGAACAGCAGGGCCUUUUCUUCAAGGAAUGAUAAAAUUCCCUAUGUUAGAGAAGGAUGAAUCACUUUGUUUGAGCAUGGAUGGACCUUGGUAAUAUGGUGCGCUGUGUGUCGCCAAAAUUUCCAUCCUUCUCUGGAGAUUGUUCAAUAGAAUGCGCUUUUCUGGUUAUAAAUAGCCUGGAUAAUUUUGCAAGGUCUUGUUCACUUACCGUAUUUUUUGCUCUAUAAGACUCACUUUUUCCCUCCUAAAAAGUAAGGGGAAAUGUGUGUGCGUCUUAUGGGGCGAAUGCAGGCUGCACAGCUAUCACAGAAGCCAGAACAGCAAGAGGUAUUGCUGUUUUCACUGCGCAGCGAUCCCUCUUGCUGUUCUGGCUUCUGAGAUUCAGAAUAUUUUUUUUCUUGUUUUUCUCCUCCAAAAACUAGGUGCGUCUUGUGGUCUGGUGCGUCUUAUAGAGCGAAAAAUACGGUAGCUGAAUUUCCAGCACCAUUGACAAGUGCAGAAAGUGGAGAGCCAUGUGAUUGGUUAUGAUCCUGUUUGUGGGGAAUAUCCACACUAGCUAGUCAUCCUUGCCCAAUCAAGAUAAUAAAACACAGAGCAAGAAGCUGGUGUUCCUCCCAACGGGUAUUCAUACCUACAUAGGGAAGUCCCAACUUACAUGACAACUCUGCUUUUUAUAUUCCAUCAGAUAUGGCACAGAAACCUGACCUACUGUACCUGAGUGAUUCCUUAAUAGCUCUGGCUGCUGCUCUUUGCCAGCAAAGUGUUUACAUGUGCCACUUAUUCCUCCUCCAGAAGCUGCAGGAACUACAAGGCAAGAGUGCAGUGGUCUCUAAUCUGGGGACAUUGCAGGAUGACGAAUCACCUGACCAGCAGCAAUGGAAGAAGACUCAGAGGGAACUACAGGGGAUGAAGGCAAAAAUUGAGCAACAGGUGCGUGAGCAUAGAUGUGGUGGCUGUGAGCUCUGCAAUAUAUCAUCUCUUGCUUGUAGAAUAUAACAGGGUAGGAGAAAGACACUUAAGAGUACAAUCUUAUUUUUGCAGUCCAUUACAUUCUAAGCCCCACCCCCCACCCCAGGAGCCAAACCAUAAAACCUAAGCUAUAUAGCUAUUGUGGGGAGUGGGAAAUGAUGACAGCAGAUAGAUUGUUGUGGAGUCACUUAUGCUGAUGUCCCUUGUGCUCUGACAGUAAUACAACAUGGUUUAACAAUAGGAGGCAAAACAUUUCAAAAGAAGACAUUGGUAGGUGAAGUCAAAUAUAAAAGCACAUUUAAAACAGCAUAAUUAAGAAGAAAAUAAAAUAUCAUCAUAAGCAUGACACGGCUGUUUGGUAGGCACACAAAGAUGGGGCCAUUGAGUGGCCUUCAUGCCCCACAGCUGGGUGAUGGUCCUCCAGCCUCAUGAGGAGCCUCUUCAGUAGGGCUGGGUGAGUCUGGGGCCCGCUCCCUAGGCCAGGUAGAAAGGUCCUUGUGGGGAGCGGCCUUCAUGCCCCACAGCCGGGUGAUGUUCCUCCGGCUUCAUGAGGAGCCUCUUUAGUAGGGCUGGGUGAGUCCAAAUAAGUUUGGCUAAGACUGAGGUUGUUGUUUUUAAUUUAUCAGAAAACAGAAUGGAAAUGGAAACUGAGGGAUCUUCAGAAGGAACACCAGAUGGAGAAGGAAGAGGUGAGUGUGCUGAAGAAUAUAUUUUUCUCACAGUUUCUCUCUCAUUAAGAGUUCAAACAUUGUACUGGUGUACAGUCAGUGCCCAAAUAGGGAACACCUGUGUACACAAACAGAGAUUAUGCAUAUACAAUGCAACAAACUAUUACAUGCCUAGACUCUGUGUAUACAUUGUGCUGGAUGCUUUUGGGGAGGGCAGAGCCUGCACACACAAUCCCACUACCUUCAUGCAGUGGGUCCUCAUGCCCAAAUCUCUAAACAGUUUGUUCUUAUCUCCUCAGCUGAAGGGUGAGAAUGAGAGACUACGGGCCUCCUUGUCUUCUGACCAAUGGAAAAUGGCCGAGCACAGCAAGCAGCAAAUAGCAUCACUCAGCGCACAACUCAGGGAACAGGUCAAGAUCAUCCAGUCACAGGAGAAAACAGUAAGUUGAAUAUGGUCUCCUGCCUUCAGUCCUGUAAGAAGCACUCUGUUCACCUCUUGGGGCUCAGGUUCAACAAGAGUUUUGAGUCCUGUUUUGAAGCAGAUUGUUGCUUCUGCUCUAAGACUCAAACUGCACAAUAAGCAGAAUUACAUGCUGCCGCUCUUGCCAAAUAACAGGUGGCAAUCUGCAUGUUUGAAUGUUCCCCUGAUAUUAAACUCCCUUGUUCUACACUGUGAUUCUUCUAUUCAAGUACUUUUGAUGAAGAGAACCUUUCAUAUGAUAGUAUGGCUUAUACCAGAGGACCACUUUGAAUGAGAACCUGGUAGAGGGAUGGGGAAGCUGUGCCCCUCCAAAAGCUGUUAGUCUCUAACUCCCAUCCAGCCCAGCAUGACCAAUGGUUCCCCAUCUCUACCCUGCCUAAAGAAUACACUGCAUCUUUGGGGCUCCUUUUUCAGUUGUUUUGCUUUUUUCCUGAUUAUGUGGACACUCACAGUAAGUAAGCAGUUCCUAAAUCUUGUAAAUAAAACUGAUCUUUUAAUAACAUAUUUUGUUUUGCAGAUUAAGCUCUUGUCUUCUAGCAAACCUAAAGGUAAUGGUCAAAAUCUAGACUGAAUGCAUUUCCAUAGUUAACACUAGAAGCUUCUUUUCUCUUUUGACAAACUGUAUAAAACUGGGCAGGUUUAGGCAGGCAGAUAAGGAAACUCUGUAAUAGCCAUAUCUAUUGAUUCAAAAGCUCACAGUGAAGUUAAUUAUCCAGCUCUUUUUCUAAGGUCAUUCUGAACAUUUCACCUCUGAUUUUGGUGUCCGUGGGAAUUAAAAUUGGAACUGAGGCCCAGAAGCAAAGGAAGCCCCAAUUGAUUCCGUAGUUAUUUGCUGUUAUAGAUAGUGACAACCACAGAUUGCUUUCUGGAAACUAAGAUUUCUUGCAGCCCCAGUACAAACUGCACAUCAAGGAUUAGUGAUUAAUAGUGGCUCUAAGGUUGCAGUCUACUUGCAGAGUUAAAAGAAGAAUUUUUCUUAGAGCACAACUGUGAGGGAGAGUUACUACAGUCAAUUUUCCCCCAUUAUGCUGCUAAGAGGACCAAAGUCUUUGUCUCUAGCGAUUUAGCAGACAAUAAGAAUUCUUAUUUUUGGAAUGAGAGCAACCUCUCUUUUCUUCUGCUUGUUGGAAGAGUCCAGUAUACUGUCACUGAGUGACAGAUACUGCAGUCAAAUUAAUCACUGAAUUGUAGAGCCACAAAGGAAGAGUGAACAAUAAUUGCAGUUAUUGUUGUUGAUUCAGUGUGCAUGAUAUCUGACAGAGUACAAGAGGUCAGGUUCAUGCCCUGAGGAGCUUCCAGUCUAAACUUUGAUACAGAGGAGGAGAGGGGAGGGAGACAGAUGUUAACAGAAAGAAUACACUUUUUUCAUUUACACAUUCUUAGAACUGGUAACAUGUAGUUGCUGUAGAACUUGAGAACGUGUUCAAGUAUUGUACACUUGCAUCAGGUCUUUAAAUCAGUUGAUAGGCCUGGAGAAGGAAGGAUUGAUAAUCACAUUUAAACCUACCCCAGUUCAUAAUUGAAUUGGUUAAAAUUAAUGGGACUUAACUGAAGUAUGAGAAGAUUCUGGAAUGAUCAUUAAGUUGCCUGGAACUCAGCGUUGAAGGGUUUUCCUUUGUGCUGAAAUAUGCAGUCCAACAGUAGCAGAAAAUCUGAUUUAUUACUGCAAAUAAUAAAAUUACUCUCAAAAUUCUAACCCUCUAACCAAAAUAUGCAAUCCAGUGCUUUCAUCAAAGCUAUUCCAUGCUCAUCCAGCAACUUUUCAGUGAUUUCAUGCCUAGAGGUUUUUUGAAAUGUUUAAUGUGCUCCAUAACAACUGAGUGGUUUUUAUCAUCCUAAAGACUAUAAAUACAAUUUAGAUCAUAUAUGUACUCACACAAAUUCACAUGUACAAAAAACCCAGUGUGUUUUGUAUACUUCAGCACUGCAAGCAUACAGUACAUUUAAGCACUUGUGCGAUCUUGAGAUGUGAAAUAGGCAUGCACAGAAACUAAUCUGAGGGAUUCUGGCUGAUCCUCGAGAGCUCCAGAAGAGCGUUUUGCUCCCAAGUUCCAUACAGACAAACUACAAAUCAAUUUUUUUCUGGGAUAAAUGAAACUGUACAGCUUAAGUUCCAUGCUAAUGUGUAAGAACUGCGAGUUCCACCAACUGGAAUUUGAAUAAUGUGCCUUUUCCUAUGUUACUGUUUUUAAUCUCCAGAAAUAACUGUUCCUAAGGCAGAAACAUCAGAAGAAUCUACUGAAGAAGGUAUUUUUCACCAAUUUCAGUUGCUCUUCUCCGAUUUUCAGCUAGAUACUGUUGUUGUCCAAAGUCCAACCUGACCAGAGGACUUUUAUAGAUCUACAGAAGCCAAUGACUGGCCCAUUACCUCUGGAACCCAAGACACCCCUUUGCAAAGGGAACAACCUCCCCCCACCCCGUAGCCCAGCCCACCCUAACUAAUUACACAGGACUGCACUUCACUGAUGGAUAGUUUCUUAACUUUAGUUUGCCAUCUCCAGAUAAGCAUCAUAUUACUGAUUAUAAUAAUUAUUAAUUGGAUUCUGUCAAGCUGCCAUAGGAUGCAGGUGUGUUUUAGGCCUAUUUUAUAUAUUUAGAACUCUAUCCCCCCCCCUUUCAAAUACCAAAAGAAUAAAGUAUUGCAAGCUCUCAUUCAGCGGCAGAAUACAGGUGUACCUUGGAUCCUGAACGCCUUGCGAGUCAAACGUUUUGGCUCCCAAACGCCGCAAACCCAGAAGUGAGUGUUCUGAUUUGCAAACAUUCUUUGGAACCCCAACGUCCAACAUGGCUUCCGCAGCUUCCGAUUGGCUGCAGGAGCUUCCUGCAACCAAUCAGAAGUCCCACCUUGGUUUCCGAAUGUUCUGGAAGUCAAACGGACUUCCGGAAUGGAUUCCGUUCAACAUCUGAGGUACGACUGUAAUUAGAAGUUGAUAAUUUAGGCAGUAUUGCAAAGAGUAAUGCUGGUCCCAAUGUUAUUGGCUGUGCUCACAAAAUUAUUUCAUAUUUCUGAUCACCCGAAACAAAAGUUUAAGUGUCAGCGUUAUGCUGGGAUAUGAAAAUAACGGCAGCAUACUAAGGUGCCAGAAUCUUUUAAGCCAUUCUGAUGAUCACUCUGAACAGUUUUCCUCUCUGUCAAGGUGUGUGGAGAAGUUCCUCUCCAUUCAGCAAAGCACCGUGAUGCUGCCCACUGGUUCCCCUUCCCAAAGAAAGAUUGUUUGGGGACCAGAGCUAACCCACGGGAUGGUGAUUUGCCACCAUUUCUUAAGACUUUUUCUGGUUCUUGCCAUUGGUUUCACUACAGAACUGGAAGAUACUCUGGACAGAAAGAAGAGGGUUCUAGAAGCACUGAGGAGGAAUCCAGACUUGCUGAAACAGUUCCGGCCGAUUCUGGAAGAGACACUUGAAGAGAAACUGGAGAGCAUGGGAGUGAAGCGGGUAAGUGCCAUGAGAGAGGGAAAGUAGAUACAGAGAGCUUUUGCCCUUGUAGUCAAUUGCCCAACGUUGAAUUCCUUUUCCAUAUUCAACUGAGGAUUGCAAUGCCUAAUAUGUUUGAGAAUUUAGAGUCAAGUCUCAUUACAAGUUCCUGCAACACAGCCUCAGCAUGUCUGGACAUUCAUACCUGGUUAGGAAAAUAGACACCCUGAUGCUCCUCAACACUAGGAAUCUUCAUCUGAGGAAAAUGGCUUGCAGAAGGGACCAUAUCAGGGGAAGCUAACACUGUGUUCCUUUUCAUAAUCAACUUAUUAAUGGAAAUUCUGUAAAUUUCCCAUCUUGGGUCCAAAAAAUACUUUCCCACAGUUCACCAGCAGUUAUUUUUAUGACAGCACCGCAAUGUGUUUGCCUGUCAGGACUCACUCCAGGUUUGAGGGAGGCCUAGGCCUCUGUGUCCUCUGGUCGGCCCGUUUCUCUAUUAGCAGAUCUUGGCAAGCUUAUCUGGCAAUAGGGAUGGAAGGAUCUAUGAAUUUCAGUUCUCUAAGACUGGAAAAAAUGAGAAUUUACAAAUUGCUCUAGAAAUGCGGCUAACAAAAAUAAAGAAAGAAAAACUCUCAUGAAGAUACUUCAGCUUUUUAGAAUGCAUUUUCCCCAGCAAACACGUUAAUGUAGUUUUGACAAAUGAACACAUUUUUUGCAGGCAAUUUAUCCUAAUAUAGUGCAUUAUUUUCACUAAUAUAGUCAUUUUAAUGCACCCUUUAACCUAAUACAUGCAUUUUUGUAAACAUUGGCUGGAGCAACUACAUUUCAAAUUCAGAAAAGUGCAAUUUUCAAAAGAUGUUUGUAAGGUGUGAAUUUGAUAGAGUGCAAACUUAAUGGAAUUUCUCCUCCAUCCCUACCCAAUAGCUGGUAAACUAAAGAUGGAAAAUCUGUGAUCCUGCAGAUGUUGUUGAACUCUAACUCCCAUUAAUCCCAACUACUGGCCAGGUUGCCUGGCAGUGCUGGUGAGAUUUAGAGUCCAACAACGCCUGGAGGGUUCUCCACCCCUCUGUCAAAACAUAUUUGUUCUAUGUGUCAGUUAUGAAUAAAAAGGGCUGUGGUCUACAGAAUUACACAGUGAUGCAAUCUGCAUUACUCCUAAUUGUUUUUCUUACAGGGUUCAAAAGGUAUCCCUGCUCAAACCUAUAAACAUUUGAGAGACGUGAUAAAAACCCAACAACAGCAGAAGGCCAAAAAAUUUCCACAGCUCCUCGCCUUAAGAGACAAAAUUGAGCAAGAAGUGAAAAGGAAAGUCAGAAGGGGUCAGAAGGAUGAAAGCGAUCUCUCGCUGCCACUCUUGGGAACCUCAGGUAAGAGGCUCUGUGACAGCCUUUGUCAACCUGAAGCCCUAUCAGCCCAAAAUCAUAGUCAAAACAUCUGGAAGGCAACGUUGCUUAAAGUUUCCCUAUGAUAUUAUUAAUUUAGGAUAGUGAUUUUCAGCACAUUGCUUUUAUUUUAUUUGGGGUGUGUGUAUUAUUUACCUGGAUCAGGUACUGGCCAAUUUGUUUUCCUUCAGAUGUUUCCAAUCAUCUCUUUCAGGUAAAAGCCAAAGGAGCUCACAGUCUCCGAUCCAGGUUGUGUCUUCUAAGCCCAGAAUGCAACAAGUUGAAUUCAAGCCUUAUGCCUCAGAGAUGCCCAAACCAGCCCCUCGGAGCAAAGUGAACUCCAAGGCCAGUUCAGUGGAGACCCCCAGGAUGCCUUCUCCAAAGCAAGUGAGGAGCAGCACACCAUCUCUUCAAUACUCUGCUGCCCAUCAUCCCAGGUGGGUUAAAGUUCUGGGUUAAACUUCCAUUUCCCUGUUUUUAUGCUGUAUUGUCUUGGUUAUUGUGUAUGAAAACUGAUGAUGUAAUUUGAAGUGUUGUCAUUAUGUUUUAGGCAUUUUACAAACAUUUUUGCAAGCUUUUAAUUUCAUGACAAAAAGUGCGGCUUAACUUUUAAUCUUAAUUUUGCGUGUGAGAGUGUUGCUCCUUGUCCUAAAACAGCUAUUUCCAGCAGACCUUGUUCAUUGGCUAAGAUUUGCAAAAUACCCUGGGAAUCUCUCAAAAGUGUCUUAGUUGGAUGUUGCUCCAAAACUCUGUUGGCAGAGUUGGGGAUUUUCAUUUCUUACCCAUGUCAGUUUCACAUGUGUUUGUUCAUAGAUCUGUCCUGUCCUGUCUCGAUUCUGCAUUAAUCUGUAGUGUAGAUGUUUUUUAAAAAAAUAAAUUUAUAUUUUAAAUUCAUGUAUAAAUAUGUACGUCAGUAUGUAUUUUUAUCACAAAAUAUACAUUUUUCCUCAAUGUGUGCUUUUCUAACCUUAUUUCAUCCUAGAAUACAUACAUACUCUUACACACAUUUUGGUGAAGUUGUGUGUGUGUGUCCGUGUGUGCAUUGAGCUGAGAAAUGCAUCCCAAAAUUUGGAGAAGUCCAGAAUUACAUUCUGAUAAAUAUAUUAGCCUGGAAGUGUACUGAAGGAGAUCAGUACGCUUAAAAAUGCACCAAAUGAAAUUCUCCUCCAUCCUUUGUUUCUGUUUCCCACUCUGCUCUGUUUCCAUUCUCCAGCACUUCGCCUUUCAGCUCUGAAGAAGAGUCUGAAGAGGAAUCAAACUUUACAUCUCCAAAGUUUACACCCUGCAAGACAGAACCAGACCCUCCCAGAGCAGUGCAGAAUGAAGAGAGUGACUGGGAUUCAUCUGACAUAGAAUUGUCGGAGGGGAAAGGCAGUAUGGGAAGGGUCCUUGCAACAACAGCAGAGACUCGUUCAGGUGUGCGUGCGUGCAUGUUUUAAUAUAUAUUAAUGCACAUCUUAAUAUGCAUUGAACUGUGUAUUUUAAUGCUUAUUUAAAUGCAUAUGUUCUCUGAAAAUGUGCACUUAAAUCCAUAUUUGGUGCUUUUCAACUACCAGGAUUUUGUUGCAGUAUUGAAAGAAGUGCAAAAUGUGUUGGCUAUGUCGUUUUGAUAUGCAGUUUGAUCUGAUAAGUGCAGAUCAGGACAUUUCAUACAAGAAUUUGUGAGGCUCAAAUUCUUCAGGCUUCUCUAGUUAUAAUGCAACAGGGUAGGCUAGAAAGCUCUUACCUAUGUAGUUGUUCCACAUGGCUGGCAUCGCAUUUAAAAACGUUUUCCAUGUGCUGCAGCCCAUUCAAGGGCAGUAUUUGUAUGCCAACAAUCUGUGACCUGAGAGGAUGCACAACUGCUGUGCUAUCACUGUGCACGAAUGCUCUUGUUACGCAGUGGCAAGGGUUCGUGUGCUAGAUACUUAUUACCAUAGGUUUUCCCGGACCAGCUCUCCAGUCAGACAUACGUCAGCUCAUUUCUUAGUUUUGUCAUUCUGACAGCUUUCAUUAGAAUUAUAUGGUUUCUUAGGUCAGCCAUAAGCUCCUAAGAAGCCAUUUAUUAUUAUGAACAACUUUGCUGUUUAAAUCUGAUGUCUAGACUCGGAUCCUAACUCUUAAUAUGUAUAUGACUUGUAGGUGUUUUGUUUGAAUUUGUUAAUGGUGUACUGUAUUUGGGUGGAAUCCAGCACAGCACUAAGGUAACUAUUCCACCAUCCCAGGGAGUUUUGCUUACUCAUCAGAACAUCAUCUCCUUCUCUUUCUUUGCACCCACUAAAUCUGUUUUCAGGGUUUCCCCUGGAAUAGAUUUGGGGAAGGUGCAGGACACAUGCAAGGGAAGAGAGGGGGAUACUCCCAUUACACAAGUGAAAAUUCUUGCAGUGCUGGGACUUGUUAGUAUAAUACCACCCUUUAUGUUUUAGAUGUGUUGCAAGUCACUUGGAGACCUCUGAGUAAUGCACAACUUGAGUAAUGAAUGACUAGCAAGUUUAAUGAAUAACAACAAUUCUUUGCUUCUUGUAGAAACAGUGGUGCAGUCAAUGGCUAAAAAUCUGGAGAGGACACUGAGUGCAUCUGGGAAAAAGCCUGCUGGUGGAGUUAAACUCUUUCCCAUCCCUACCAAAGAAGCUCCUAAACCUGGCCCAACUACUAAAAAAAUCCAGGUACUAUACAAUACACAUUAAUUUAGGAAAUCAGACAGAUGGUAUCUGCCUGCUGAAUUCUAACCCAUAAGAAACAUCAUUCCAGUUUUUGCUCUGGACUAUUCAUUCAGCAUGAUGAAGAAUUAUGGAAAGCUUGCUCACCCUUACUUGAUUUUAUGCUUGAUGACCUAAUAAAAAUAUUGUCCUACUGUGGAUUUUGGAUUUCAACACCCCCCCCCCCUUUUGGGCCAACACAGCCUUUGCUUUUCAUUCAUCAGUUCUUCCCCAAUAACAUUAUACUAUGCAUAUUUAUUCAAACAUAAAUGCUGCAGGGUUGCUCAUGAGCGUGUUUAGGAUUGCAGCUGUCAGGGAUUCAACCAACAGGGUGCAAUCCGUCAGGUGGUUCUCCUGCACAAGACACAUGGAAAGAGGUGCUCUUGAGCAGCACCCAUUAACUGUGAUAAUGCAAAGCACCCAACCACUUGAAAACCCACCAGUUGUAUACUGACUAAUGGGUACUAGGUGGCAAAACUUGUACUGGGCAUAGAAUGGGAAACUUGAAUCUACAGCUCUGAAUUAAGAAUUAUUUACUUAUUCGUUGCAUUUAUAUCCUACCUUUCUUCCAAUGUGCUCAAGGUGAUGUACAUGAAAUAGGUUAGGCUGAGAGACUGUGAUUGGCCUUGGCCCACCCAGGGAGUGUAAUGGCCAAGCAGAGACUUGAAUCCUGGUCUCCCAGCACUGUAAGCACUACAUGGCCUAGGACCCAUGUACCUACGGGACCGCCUCUCCUGGUAUGCCCCGCGGAGGACCUUAAGGUCCACAAAUGACAACAUUUUGGAGGUCCCAGGUCGCAAGGUGGUUAGAUUGGUAUCAACUAGGGCCAGGGACUUUUCAGAACUGGCCCCAACUUGGUGGAACGCUCUGUCACAAGAGACUAGGGCCCUGCGGGACUUGACAUCUUUCUGCAGGGCCUGCAAGGCAGAGCUGUUCCACCUGGCCUUUGGUUUGGACUCAGUCUGACCCUUAUGUUUCGCUCCCCUUAUGGUCUUGAUUUAUAGGCUACUUUUAAAAUGAGGCUGCAUUUUAAAUUGCAUUUUAACCAGUAUUUUAAAUUGGUUCCCCCAUUAUGUUUUUAACUGUGAUUUUAUUGGUGUUAGCAACCCUGAGCCCUGCUUUGGCCGGGAGGGCAGGGUAUAAAUAAAAUUUUUUAUUGUUAUUGUUAUUAUUAUAUUAUACAACCUUGGUGGGGUGUGCCUUCCCUGAGAAGUAUCUUCUUCUUCACUGAUUUAGGGUGAUUUUUAAGGAGGAGGAUGUGAGCCAUUGCAGAGAUAAGAGAGUGUGGCUGGUCUUUGCCAUCUGCUGCUUGCUCUCCUAUCUGUUUUCUCUUCUCCCUUGCUGCAGUUCAUUGAGGAGGAGGACAGUGACUUGGAGAUUUCUUCCUUGGAGGAAGUCACCCCACACCUGGAGACCAACAGCAAACUGAAGCAGCCACCAGCCACAAGGAGUAGCGGGGACUCAGCUGAUUCUCGGGGCACCAGCCUCUGGGGUUCUGGCAGCACAAGAGCUGGCGCCUGGUAAUCUUUGCAUUGAGCCGAGCUGUGUGAGACAACAGGCUCCAUUUGAGAUGGAACAGUUCCUGGGGCAAGUCAACGAAAAGGAUGCUGAACUUUCAGAGAGAGAGAAUGUGAAUAAGUACCAUACUCAGGAUCAUAUCUUUGGACUCAAGUGUGAAGUUGUUUUGCUUGAAUGUUUUCCUCCUUAGUAAAAAAAAAAAAGAGAGAGAGAGAGAUAAAGUACUCUUUCACUGGAAGUCUCAGGUAACAGUGAAGUUCACCUUUUGAUGAAGGAAGCACAUCUCCACUUGAAGCUGAACCAACAAGAGGAAGCUCCCUGCUCUUUUUUUCUAUGGAGGAGCAUUCAGUCAUAUGAGCCCCCAGCUGUAGUCUCUAAAGUGCAAUAACCCCAGCACAGGAACAUCAUUAUCGCUUCAAGUAUAGCUAGACUUAAGGCAUUCAGGGCCACACGUCUACUAAAUGCAUAACAACAUUUCUCCUUGCUCUUUACCCCGUGUGUUUUUGCACAAAAUAUAUGAGUGUAAAUAAGUUUUUUAAAAAAUCUAUAUUGAAUGCUUUUCACACUAAAAACGCUUUCAUAAUUUUAAAGACUAUUUUUCUAUUUGGGGUAUUUUUCUAUAGAAACUUGUUCCGAUUAGACUAGUUGUCGGAGAUAACGUGAUCCAAUGGAAAGACAUGUCCCCCCCCCCCCUCCAACAGGAAAAUAACAGUUAUGGAUGGCAAUUUAGAUUGGGAUGACAGUGUUGGAGAAAGAGUAAACCCACCUCCCAUCUCAUUUGCCCCCCUUUCCCAAUUGCUAUUUUUAAUAUGAAUUUAAAGAAAUGUGAGGUACCUCAUCUGGUGUGGCUCAUAGUUAUAACAUAUUUGAGUUCUAGAAACACAGUUAAAUAAAAAGUUGCUGGAUAGAGCUGACCACUUGAUGGCACCACAACUCAAGAAACAUACGUUUUUUGCUUUGUUUUUUGAGAUGCUGCAAAUGGCACUUGUUACCAGAAUAGAUUUAUGAUUUUUUUUAUUAAAAAAAAAGAGUAUUCAGGAGAACAAAUGGAGUAGGUAAAAAUAAGGCAUGCUAUGAACCUGCCCCUAAAGAAAUUACACAAGAGCAAAACUGGGGGUGAGCAUAAGGGGUCCAUAUCCCCUUCUGCCCUUUCUUUUUAUAUUAAAAAACCCUUUUGAAUAGUUUUCAAAUAAAAUUUAGUAAAUAAUUUUGAAGCAUUUGCUUUAUAGAAGUCCCAUUUGCUCAUUCCCAGAUUUCUCAGGAUAUAUGUGACCAUAUGUGCUGUCUUUGCAAGUUACCACCCUGCGUGUAUCUCAAGAAGGCAGAUGCAUAAAAUAUCUGGCAAAAGUUAUUAAGCAUCAUGAUGACAUUUGCAAACUUGAAGAUAGUAUUUAUUGAGAUCUUCCUUUUUCCAGUAAGACAAUAAGGUAAAGGUGAAGGGACCCCUGACCAUUAGGUCCAGUCGUGACCGACUCUGGGGUUGCGGCGCUCAUCUCGCUCUAUAGGCCGAGGGAGCCGGCGUUUGUCCGCACAUCUUCCGGGUCAUGUGGGCAGCAUGACUAAGCUGCUUCUGGCGAACCAGAGCAGCACACGGAAACGCCAUUUACCUUCCCCCCGGAGCGGUACCUAUUUAUCUACUUGCACUUUGACGUGCUUUCGAACUGCUAGGUUGGCAGGAGCAGGGACCGGGCAACGGGAGCUCACCCCGUCGCGGGGAUUCAAACCACUGACCUUCUGAUCAGCAAGUCCUAGGCUCUGUGGUUUAACCCACAACGCCACCCACGUUCCUUUUAGUAAGACAAUACAGCUGCAUAAAAAUGAUCACGGUUGGCAAUAAUCCUCAAUGUAAAGUACAAAACCUACAGAAAUGGUAUGUGGGAUCCAUCUGACCCCACGCUUUUUUAAAACGUAAAAAUAAUUUACCGUUAAGAUAGAGGUAGCUUGCUACUUACAUACCGUACAUUUAACUUGUGCGCAUUCAGCUUUAUGCGUUUGUCAGUUUAAAAGAAAAAAGAAAGAAAGGGAGAGGGUGGAAAGGAGGUGGGUAUCCGUGGAAAAAUACUUUGGCAGUCCCACCUGCCAUAGAACUCAAAGUGAUUUGACUCUACAUGUUUUGGGCUUUAGGCUCUAUCCCUGGAAUGAAUCACCUGUAUGUAUAACUAUAAUAUUUGCACAAGUAUAACAGCACAAUAAUCAUGAUUUGUGAGUGACUCCUAAACAACAAAUGUUUAGCUUCAAAGUACAGAUAUGAAUGUUUAUAAGUUCGGAUGUUAUUGCUUGGGUUUUCUAAUUUUAGAAAAGGAGGGGCAUCUCCAGAAAUAAAAGCUUAUCAUGCAA